Messenger RNA from Schistocerca nitens (vagrant locust), 2453 nucleotides. It is a transcript of the gene Hrs, whose product is annotated as hepatocyte growth factor-regulated tyrosine kinase substrate. Lineage: Eukaryota; Metazoa; Arthropoda; Insecta; Orthoptera; Acrididae. The record is from RefSeq and is a predicted model, not a curated record. Bases 144 to 2453 code for a protein of 769 amino acids. The transcript has 15 exons. Gene Ontology annotation, molecular function: ubiquitin binding; metal ion binding; phosphatidylinositol binding.
AGACUGAGGAAAGGUAAUACAGUUAUCGUUGAAUAACGUGCGUCAUUGUCAGCUGUUUUGUGACUAAUGGUUUACGCGUCUGGUUUUGUGACAACUAAUCAUCUAAUAGGCAGUUGAUUGCCUGCUUCACAAUUGUUGAGAAGAUGUUUCGCUCUUCGUCGGGUUUUGAUAAGUUACUUGAUAAGGCGACAAGCAAUUUGAGAUUGGAACCGGACUGGCCUACAAUACUUCAAAUAUGUGACCAAAUCAGACAAGGAGAUGUUCAGCCAAAGUAUGCUCUUGCUGCAAUUAAGAAGAAACUCUAUAAUGCAAACCCUCAUAUUGCAAUGUUUGGGCUUCUGGUUUUAGAAUCGUGCGUGAAGAAUUGUGGUCACCUUAUCCAUGAUGAAAUUGGCACUAAGCAGUAUAUGGAGCAGCUGCGUGAAUUAGUAAAAACAACAAACCAUGAAAAUGUUAAAAACAAAGUAUUAGAAAUGAUUCAAGCAUGGGCUUAUGCCUUUAGAAAUAGCCCAAAGUACAGAGCAGUACAGGACACACUAAAUAUUAUGAAAACUGAGGGCUACAAAUUUCCGGUUCUGAAAGAGAGUGAUGCCAUGUUUUCUGCAGACACUGCUCCAGAAUGGGCAGAUGGUGAUUGUUGCCAUCGUUGUCGUGUUUCAUUUGGAGUGGUUCAGCGAAAGCAUCACUGCAGAGCCUGUGGACAGGUGUUCUGCAGUCAGUGCUCGUCAAAAACCUCGACACUGCCGAAGUUUGGAAUAGAAAAAGAAGUUCGUGUAUGUGAGGCAUGCUAUGAAUCGCUCAAUAAAUCUACCUCAACCCCACCACCUACACAGAAGUCUGAGGGGGAGUUGCCACCAGAGUAUCUCAGCAGCUCAUUAGCACAGCAAAGUCAGGGCCCCCCUCGUAAAACAGAGGAGGAGCUGCGGGAAGAGGAGGAACUGCAGCUUGCUCUUGCUUUGUCAAAGUCUGAGGCAGAGCACAAGGAAAAAGAGAAGAAACGCACUACAUCAGCCAUUAUUUCAAAUGCAGCGGCCAUUCAACGUGCAAAGCAGUAUUCACCUCCUCCACUCAUGGACAAUAGCCCAAAUCAAGGGGAAGAAGAGGACCCAGAGCUUGCUCGUUACCUGAACCGAGCUUAUUGGGAAAAGCGACAGAAUGAAGACUCAUCUGGUCCAUCUACCAGUGCAAGCUCUGAACGCAGCAGUCCACGCCCUGGACAGCAGCCUUCUGCACCAAGUCCUAGGAUACAACAGAAACAGGAAAAUGGUGAACCGGAUUCUCAAAUUGAGGAAUUUGUGGGUGCUCUAAAAAGUCAAGUGGAAAUAUUUGUGAACCGUAUGAAAUCAAACUCAAGUCGUGGGCGUAGCAUUGCUAAUGACAGCUCCGUGCAAACACUUUUUAUGAAUAUUACAGCUAUGCAUUCUCAACUUCUGCGAUAUAUUCAACAACAAGAUGACAGCAGAGUGUAUUACGAAGGACUUCAGGACAAGCUAGCACAAGUGAAAGAUGCAAGAGCCGCUCUAGAUGCAUUGCGGGAAGAACACAGAGAGAAGCUGAGAAGGCAAGCAGAAGAAGCAGAGCGUAUUAGACAACUCCAGAUGGCUCACAAACUUGAAAUAAUGCGCAAGAAGAAACAAGAAUAUUUGCAGUACCAGCGACAAUUAGCUUUGCAGAGAAUACAAGAGCAAGAACGAGAAAUGCAAAUGAGACAAGAACAACAGAAGCAGCAGUACAUGAGAGGAUCACUGCCCUAUGGAAUGCCACCAUACGUGGGUGCACCAGGUCCUCACCAAACCUAUCCUCCACCGGGGCCUGAGAGUUCUCCUGUGCAUACACAUUAUGGACCGCCUAGUAUGCCACCUGGUGGGCAGAUGUUUACUGGGGCACCACCACCAGUAACCACAGGUGCACCAGUUCAGGGCCCACAAUCAUUUCAAGAAUAUCCACAUUAUACUUUGCCAGGUAUACCAGCAGCUCAGCCACAUUCAUCACAGCCUGUUCCAGUACAGGGACCACCAGGACCACUCCCUCAACUUGUUCGACCACAGCAGGGUGCCCUUCCUGGAGGAGUCAUGCCUCCUAUGGGUCCAAUAGGACCCCAUGGGCCAAAUCAAACUGGGCCUAUGCCUCUACCUGGCCAGGGUGUGCAAGGACAGAUGCAGCCUACUCCCCCUUUUCAUCCACAGCCUAAUUUGCCAGGUCCACCAGGACAAGGGCCAAAUCCUCAGAUUCAGGGACCACCAUUGCCUAUUCAGAAUCAUAUCUCACCUGGACAGUUUGCUCCAGGGGCACCACAGCAACCACCUGGGUCUUCCUCUGGCAGUCCUCAACAGCCACAACCACAGCAGCAACAACAGCUACAACAACAGCAGCAGCAGCAGCAGCAGCAGCAGCAGCCUGCACAGCAGGAUCAGAAACAAGAUCAAACUGCAGAACUCAUAAGUUUUGACUGA